Molecule: messenger RNA, 1611 nt
Organism: Terrapene triunguis (Three-toed box turtle)
Lineage: Eukaryota; Metazoa; Chordata; Testudines; Emydidae
Gene: TMEM237
Product: transmembrane protein 237
Exons: 12
Coding region: 50-1453 (467 amino acids)
Biological process (GO): cilium assembly
Cellular component (GO): ciliary transition zone
Source: RefSeq, a predicted model, not a curated record
GUAUCUCUCGAAAAUACAGCACAUAUCAGAAUUUAGGCAUUGACAUCAAAUGUGUAUUAGAUACUACUUUACAUUUCUACAUAGCACCUUCCAUCCAAGGAUCUCAAUGCAAUUGUGUACAUUUGCUUAUGUAUGUGAUGUUCAGAAUCGCCUUUCAGAAGACUUAAUAUUUGUUGGAUGUGUCGGUCAUGCUUGGAAUGAGCUGGUUUCUGUGAAAUGGCUUAGCAAGGGCUUAGAAGGGAGAUGGUUUCAUAACAUACUGAUGGAAGAUUUUUUAUUUCAGUGCCCACCCCGUGCCCUUCCCCCAGUUCCAAGUGGAAGCCAAGAUGAAAUUCCACUUAGUCGUCCAAAAAGAAAGAAGCCCAAAGGAAAAAAUGCACUAGAGGGUAUUGUUCACGCAGCUGUCCGUCGGCCAUCUGAAAGUAGCGAGCCUCUAACUCCUGAGGUUCAGGAUGCUCCACCUCAGAGGAAACGCAAGAAGAAGAGAAUGCCUCCUGAAUCUGAGACCUCUUUCACCCAGCAGAAUGUGCCCAUCACAUCCUUUUUUCAGACUGGAAAUGGCAUGGAUCCCCAGCCCUCUGAAGAAACAGUGAUUCGUAAACAUCGAAAAAAAACAAAGAAGACUCGGCCAGCAGAAAUGCAAUGUUCCAAUGAACUGGGAGUGGAGGAAGAGGACAUUAUUGAAGAUGAACAAACAAAAAGUCCAGAUCAGCAACCUGUGUUUGCUGCUCCCACUGGUGCUAGCCAGCCUGUGAGCAAGGUGUUUGUUGAAAAAAAUCGGCGUUUCCAGGCAGCUGACCGCACAGAAUUGGUUAAAACCACAGAAAACAUUGAUGUAUUUAUGGAUGUAAAGGCUUUAUGGACCACUAGGGAUGUGGCACUCUCAGUGCACCGUGGUUUCAGGGUGAUUGGACUCUUUUCUCAUGGCUUCCUUGCUGGCUAUGCUGUGUGGAACAUUAUUGUAAUAUACAUUCUAGCAGGAAACCAGCUAUCCACUCUCUCAAACCUGCUACAGCAGUACAAGGCCUUAGCAUAUCCUGCUCAGAGUUUCCUUUACUUGUUGUUGGCUAUCAGCACAGUUUCAGCCUUUGACAGGAUUGACUUGGCUAAAGCAUCAGUAGCAGUGCGAGGCUUCCUGACCCUGGAUCCAGCAGCCAUAGCCUCUUUCUUAUACUUUGUUGCUCUCAUCUUGUCUCUGAGCCAGCAGAUGACAAGUGACAGAAUCAACCUCUAUACACCACCUUCGGAGAAUGGGAGCCUCUGGACUGCAGGUGCAGAGGAACAGAUUCUUCAUCCAUGGAUUGUGGUGAAUCUGGUGGUAGCUCUUCUAGUUGGACUAUCCUGGCUCUUCUUAUCUUACCGACCAGAGCUAGAUCACAGUGAAGAACUGAUGUUUCAUGCUGAAGUAGAAGAAUUUCCUCAGCUGGAUAAAGGCCUCAAUGUCCAGUCGUAGUGCAGAAAAUGCAUUUUCAAAUACUGUAGCUGAGACUGAGGACUUAGCACUUAUAUGUAUUGUACCUGUAUAUAAUGCUUUUCUACAAAGCAAAAUUUGUAUUUUUGUAUUGUUUUAUAUAUACUUGUUUCUGAUGUAUCUUUUAUUUUAAUUAAGCU